ACUCAUUGGUUAAUUUCAAUAUGACGUCAUGUACCCGUACAUAUAUCAACUUCAAUGUGCUUGAAACCGUUUUUUGAAAACCCCGCUAUGCACCCAUACACGAUUCAACUUUGGAACAGAAAGGUCAUCCAAUGAUAAUGAAGAAAAGCAAGAAGAUUUAAUUCUAAGCAGAGAUAUAACAUCAACUACUGCAGGUGAACACAACUUCCGAUGUUUAUAACCUUGAUUGAUGCAUGUUUGUUGGCGGAAACAGAUCAGUGCCUUUACCACUUCCUUCUAAUUUAAUUUGUAAGUUAACGAAUUGAGUGUAGGCUUAUAAAAGCAGUUGCAAUGACUAGCUGGUGUGAGAGCCCGCUUGAUCUUACCGUUAACCAAUCAAAAACGCACACGGAGAUUUACAAGCCAUCAUGGAACGCGUGCACUAACUCUUCAACUAACAGAUACCUAUAUACCAGGCAUCAUUUUGCUACACGUUAUCCAAAUGUAGGCCAAAUGGUUAAUGCAGUAGAUAGCCGUGUGACACAAGCACCAAUAAAGAGGAAAUAUAGGCCUGCGUUUGAAGAGGAAAGCAUUGUAGUUAACCAUUUUGGCACUCAGGAGUCAGAUAGUAGUGGAGUUGUUCAAAAGAAGCGCCGAACAUCCCAAGUUGAUUUUCGACAAGAUAAACUGAGGGAAAUGGGGACUCCUGUUGCCCACCAUAAUGACGAUCAUAGGGUCGAAAAUGAUAAUAAAGGCCUACUUGCCAACAUGGAAGCCUUUCUAUCCGAAAUGCAAAUAUUUUCUUUAAAAGUUCAGGAAAAACUGAACAAGGACGACCAGGAGAGGGUGCUGGUAUUGCACAAACCUGUGCAAAAUAUUUCAGAGAAAGAACUGGACAGACACAUUCGGUUUUACUCCAAGUGGUUCCAAAUACAUGGACUUCGAAGUCAUUGCGUUUUCAUCACGGAAUGUUUGUUCGCUUAUGAGAAUUCAAAAUGUCCAGCAAGAUCUAAGAUACACAUGUUGGUUGCAGCUUCAUCACAUACUGGACUUGUUUUCCACAAGAUACAACUAGGCGGGUUCUCUAGAUCAUAUUACUCCAAAUUUAUCUCGACAGUUUGCUCAAAGUUACUGAACUACGGACAAAUCCAUUUUAUUUUUGAAAACUGGCCAAAAACCGAUUUAGAAUACAGUCUACUGAAGGAUAAGAACAUUGGUAUUACGUUUCUACCGACUAAUCAGGAAUAUAUGAGUAUGUUAACACCGAUGAAAAAUUUUGUUUUGAACAGAGUACAAGAUAUUUUAGAUCAUAGUAAACUGCCAAGCAAUGAAGAUGCACGCAGGUUUGUGGUACCAUUGAAUACUCUUCAUCAUUUGUUGGUAUGCAGCUAUCUGGACGAGUCCCUCACAUUUAUAUCACCUGCGGCUUUUUCUACUUGGUUCCGGCAGUUAUCUAACCGUUUCAUUGUAGCGGGUAGUAAUCCAAUGAAGUUCAAUUUGUAAUAUAUAUAACAUACGGUGCAAAAGUAAAUGCGCAAUCUAUCCGGAAAACUUACGUACAUGAAAUGGAAGACAGUUAUCAGUAUAAUAACGAAAACUUGAUUUUAAAUAUAAUUUAAAAGUAACAAACACUUAAAAAUUGAAAACAACAACGACUAUGAUGCGAAGUACUAAGAAAUAGUUUAAAACCGAGUAUUGUAAAAAUUAAUGUGCCAACAGCAGAUGAAUUAUACAGAGAGAUUCUCAUAUUUCUAAAUGACUUCAACAGUGAUGUUAACUUGGAAAAACUGGAAAUUAUUGAAUUAAUAUGGAACAAAACUGUUCUCAGCUGAUCAUUAAUAGACCUACAUGAUGCUAUACAAUUCCAAAAACGACACCUACACAGAAGAGCUCAAGUAAAGUCCUAUAUGCAGAAGCUGGACAUCAGAGAAUAUAAGAUCUAAAUCAUCAUGCACCAAAAAUCCAAGCAGCUGGAUAUCGUGGGUAGAAUGAAAUUAUUAUUUUAUGAUCUCAAGAGAAUUCGAGUGACUGCGAAACUUUAUAAUAGGCCUACUCAGAAUGAUGUAACUAAAACUCCCAGUUAAAUGCAAUACAUAGUUCGUGAACUCUUCAAAAACUACGCGGAGCUAGUGUAGUUUACCAAGAAGGAAGCAGACCCACAUAACGCUGAUUACAACAAACACAUCAAGGGAAAACAUGACAUUCAGUCAUGGAGACUGAAUGGAGUAACAAUACGCAGAGAAAACUGCGUGGGUAACUAAGCACAAUUAUAAUAUAAAACGAGAUAUUCCUAGGCGUCUUC
Anneissia japonica is the source of this 2281-nucleotide messenger RNA. RefSeq lists its product as uncharacterized. The transcript is spliced from 2 exons. NCBI's taxonomy places the organism in Eukaryota, Metazoa, Echinodermata, Crinoidea, Comatulida, Comatulidae. Bases 331 to 1482 code for a protein of 383 amino acids. The record is from RefSeq and is a predicted model, not a curated record.